AAACCUUGAAGUAAACAAAUCAUUCUCUGAUUUUUUCUUCUAAGUAUACUUCAAAAUUUCCAUGUGAAAACAUCAAUAUUGUGAUCGGCCUUUCAUGUUUCGGAACAUAUUUCAUAAGACAUUCGAGUACUUGCUAGCAGUCACCAUGGGAGAUGGAAAUGAAAGUGCUCGUGAAGCAGUGCAAUGUGAAGGCGGUAAAGAAUCUACAGAGAUGAAGAUCAAUCAACUGAAGAAGGAGCUCGGUGAACUGCGAUCGCUUCUACUGCAGCUGCUGUUAGAAACGGACCGAAAAUCGGAUGAAAUCAAUCAACUGAAACAGGAGAACGAAUAUCUGCGCGAACAGCGAACUAUGCUACUGCAGGGACCGUUGAAUGAUUUUCCCCGAAGGCAGAAAAUUAAAGACAUAUUGGAGGGUAAUCUUGAGACGAUUGGGGAAACUGAGCCACUUAGAAUGUACAUCAUAAAUGGUCGGUUCAGAUUUGACGAGAUGCGAAAGUGGAAACGAAACGGAGAGAAAGACAGGAAGUGGACUGUCUACAAAUAUCGCAUAUGAUGUCUUCAUAUUGGUUUAAGUAAAACUCAUGUUGAAAAACAAAAAACGUUACAAUUGCUUUAGUUUAACAUACGGCGUUCAGACAAAUUGACCGAUGAAUCUUCCUGGCGGUAUAUGA
Molecule: messenger RNA, 671 nt
Organism: Armigeres subalbatus
Lineage: Eukaryota; Metazoa; Arthropoda; Insecta; Diptera; Culicidae
Exons: 2
Coding region: 95-553 (152 amino acids)
Source: RefSeq, a predicted model, not a curated record